Molecule: messenger RNA, 1882 nt
Organism: Dioscorea cayenensis subsp. rotundata (Guinea yam)
Lineage: Eukaryota; Viridiplantae; Streptophyta; Magnoliopsida; Dioscoreales; Dioscoreaceae
Product: CTD small phosphatase-like protein 2
Exons: 7
Coding region: 599-1606 (335 amino acids)
Molecular function (GO): phosphoprotein phosphatase activity
Source: RefSeq, a predicted model, not a curated record
UCUCUCUCUCUCUCUCUCUCUCUCUCUCUCUCUCUCUCUCUCUCUCUCUCUCUCUCUCUCUCUCUCUUCUCUCUAGGGUUUUGGUUUCCAUGAUCGACUAGGGUUGGGCGUGGAGAUCGCUUGAUUUCUGGGCAGCGCCGGAGGAUUUGAUCUUGCUUUGCAGCUUCUUCUAGCAGGCGGUUGUGUGGUUGGAUGUGGUUCGAGAACUGCAAGCUGUUAUUGGCAGCUUGCCCUUCGAUUUUUUGAUGGCUCCAAAUUGUAAAUUGAGGCACGAGAAAAACAGAUAAUUGCAACAGUGGGUUCAAUAAAUUUAUGCAGCUUUCUUUGUUUUAGCACAACUUUGCCAAAAAUAGAAAAUAUUCCAGUGCUUCUGGCGACAGACAUUUAUUCAGGCACACAAUGCAAACAAAGAAAAAAGUUCCUGCGAGAAGUGUUUCCAGAGAGCACACUAACCCUAGAUCUUGUCGGCAGCAGAAAAAAGGAAGCACAGCUUGUGAGAGAAAAGUUGCUGAUAUGAUAACAUCUUCCACAAAAACAAAAAAAUGGUAGGAUACUCUCAAGUAAAAGUAAUGUAGAAUCUGAAAAGGAUUUGAAUUCCAUGCACACCCUAUCAUCUGACAAUACUGACAAUAUUUGUCUUAUAAAUGGGAAUACUCUUCAUCCCAAGCUAUCUGAUGAUAGAACCUCUCAGUGUGUAUUGGAAACUAUAUUUUCCCCUUCAUUUCAUCUUCCUAAAGAUGGCUCCAGUGGUGUCCCUGGGAAAGAAUUGGAGUGUGCGAACUCUUGUGAUGAAGAAUUUAGCAACCUGGGGAAGCUGUCUCCUGAAGUUUCAGCCAUAUAUCUUGCCAUGCAGCACUCUAAAUUGGAAUGUGUUGAUGAACCAACUCAAGAAUCCAUGUCCACAGAUAUGUGUGUGGAGUAUGAAGAUGAUGAUUUUGAUGACUUUGAUCCAUAUUUUUUCAUAAAGAACUUACCUGAUUUGUCGGCGGUUGUUCCAACUUUUCGGCCGAUGCUUCUUCCAAGGCAGACAAGGAGCUGCCCCUCAACUACGCUUGUUCUUGACUUGGAUGAGACAUUAGUGCAUUCCAGUCUUGAGCCCUGUGAAGAUGCAGAUUUUACCUUCCCAGUAAAUUUUAAUCUUAAAGAACACACAGUCUAUGUACGCUGCCGUCCCCAUCUCAGGGAUUUCAUGGAGAGAGUUGCUAGCCUAUUUGAGAUUAUCAUAUUUACAGCUAGUCAGAGUAUCUAUGCCGAGCAGCUCCUAAAUGUGCUUGAUCCAAAAAGGAAAUUGUUCCGUCAUCGUGUUUACCGUGAAUCUUGUGUGUAUGUAGAGGGCAACUAUUUGAAGGAUCUUUCAGUUCUAGGCCGUGAUCUCUCCCGUGUGAUCAUUAUUGACAACUCUCCCCAGGCAUUUGGCUUCCAAAUAGACAAUGGCAUACCCAUCGAAAGUUGGUUUGAAGAUCGUUCAGAUCAGGAGUUGAUUUUAUUGCUGCCAUUUUUAGAAAGCUUGGUUGGGGUUGAAGAUGUUCGGCCUCUGAUAGCUAAAAAGUUCAAUCUCCGGCAGAAGGUUGCUGCAGCAACGUGCCUUGGUGUUGAUUUCAAAUGAGUGCCAAUCUCCAUGUUUUAUGCUUGCUACGGUAGUAUGGGUUUGUUGUUAUACAUGAUUUUCACCCCUUGCUGUCUUUUUGCUUGCUGUUACAGUCUUUCGUUCCUGUUUGUAUGCCAUUUUAGCCGGUGGUUGUUUAAGGGGGUUGUGGCGUGAUAAAUUAGAAUGUUAAAUAAGUUUUUUUCUGGAAAGAAGUUAAAAUGCCUUUGGAUGAGUAGUCAAUUGGCGUGUGCUUAUUUUUUUUCUUUCAUGCAAAUUGUGGCUUUCAAAGUUUCA